Messenger RNA from Caenorhabditis briggsae, 1920 nucleotides. It is a transcript of the gene Cbr-zwl-1, whose product is annotated as Protein CBR-ZWL-1. The record is from RefSeq and is a predicted model, not a curated record. Gene Ontology annotation, cellular component: RZZ complex. Gene Ontology annotation, biological process: mitotic spindle assembly checkpoint signaling; protein localization to kinetochore. NCBI's taxonomy places the organism in Eukaryota, Metazoa, Nematoda, Chromadorea, Rhabditida, Rhabditidae. The transcript is spliced from 7 exons. Bases 1 to 1920 code for a protein of 639 amino acids.
AUGUCAAUUAAACUCGAGGAUUUGCACAGUUUCAAUGAAGCGGUUUUAUUCAAAGGAGAGGAGGAUGAGGCACCAGCGCCUGUUCUGCUGCUUGAUAAAUAUCGCGUUCGUCUUGUACCGAUCACCGAGCUUCCUCUCGUUUCCAACUACUCGAAUACUUCACAGCUUGGUUUAAAUUCGGAAGAAGUUCUUGUCAUCGACUCUCCCAUCGAAUCGGCAGAGAAGCAGAAAACUUCAUCACUGUUGAAUAGAAGAGAAAAUAAGAAGACAAUCAAAUCUGAAAAGGAAGAUGAGUCCAUGGAUAUGGAAACCGCUGAAGGAGACAAGGAAAAUACUGUUUCUGAAACCGGAGGAGGACCCCUUGUCACCUCAUUUCUCACUUUGGAUAAACUAGAAAAGGAUGGAGUAAACGAUGUGGAGAUUGUUGGUCUUGAUUGUGAGAUUCAGUUUUUCGACGCAAAUCCGAUUCCGUUCGAGGAUGGAAUUUCUCUUCAGAGAUUUUUGAGACUGGAAAGUUCCAAAAAUUUCUCUGCUGCCGUUGAUAAAUUGCCUAUCUGGAUUUCAACAAUCGGUCACCACUUUCCAUCUGUCUGCUGGCUUGCAGCUGGACGAACCAACAAGAACGUACAAGUGUCUGGCGCUACUCGUAUUCUGGGUUAUUUUAAUGAAAACAGUCAGAAGCUAGUGAAGCAGUUGAAUGAAGCAUGCGGCGCAGCUCAAGUAAAUCGAUACCGUGCUGUUUAUGAUGUCAUUCGUAAAAUUGCAACUCCGACUCGGGAAGCGCCUGGUGAAGUCAUCAUUGAUAUGCGAUGGAAUACAAAGAGCAGUCUCGUUCUCUUGGAGCAGCCAGACAAUGCUGCUGAUUGCACUAUCAAAAUUGAUUUGGGAUGGGGAGACAAUCGGUUCUUUAUCGAUGAGACCAUCUUCGAACAACUGUUCUUCGUGCUAAAUCUUGCGGAUGUGCUUGCUAAUCCUGAGAAGGAAGUUGUGUUCCGAUCAGAGUCGGACAAGUUCGAUGAUCUCGUUCAAGAAAUGAAACAACUCGUUGAAGCUUGCUCUCAUGAAGACAACGUAUUUGCCUCAAAUGAGAAAAGCGAACAAGUGACCGACAAAGUUUGGAAUAUUGUGCGCAAGUGCAGCGACGUCAAACAAGCCACCAUGCUAUUCAAGAACUUUUUGCAAGCUCUGACAUACGGAAAAAUCAAAUCACAUGUCCAAGAAGGCAACAAAAGUCACUUAGCUUCGUUGAUUCGAGCUUCGAAAACAUGCGAUUUCAGAAUGCCAAUUCUCGAAAGGUUGAGCACUAUUGAAAUGAUGAUGGAAAUCGGAGUAGAAAGUCUUCGAGGACGUAUUAUCAACAAAUUUUCGGAUACCCUUCAAUUUCCAUCUGAUGAGCUCACAUUCAUUCUCAAAACAUGUGAAAAUGACUUGUCCACUCUAGAAGGAACUCUUCAUUCAAGCGUCGUGUCUCUUCUGCCUAUUACAAUGGCAAUGGCAACAAUUCAUCAAAUCUUCGGAUUCCUCAAUGUGAAGGAUCUUGUUGUUCUUCCUGACCUCGCUAGACGCGUUCUAACUAAGUAUACCACCGGUAUGGUCGAAAAAGCAAAACGAGGAGAGACAGAAACGGAUUACGUUUUCGAAACAACUCUACCACUUCUGCGCAUGAAUAAGGAAGCAUUUAUGCACAAGAGACCGCGCAUAUGGACUUGCGAGAAUACCAAUACUGUUGGAGCUAAUGUACAGACUCGUGCAAUGACUACGUUGGAAUUGGAACCUUCUCUAGAACAUGUCUGUCGUCUUGUCAAUGCAUCUCGACCAGUUCGUCCAAUCGAUGAAGACAACCGUAAACCUACUGAAGAAGAACGCAAUGCUGACUAUACCGUCUCUCACACCAUCUUCUCAUACCUCCCAAAACUUUGA